This is a messenger RNA of Angiostrongylus costaricensis, 555 nucleotides long. The record is from the annotation of a GenBank genome assembly. Lineage: Eukaryota; Metazoa; Nematoda; Chromadorea; Rhabditida; Metastrongylidae.
AUGUUGCCGACGAGAAACCUGAAAUCCGAAACUCAAAUGGCAUUCGAUCUAAAUACUGAUGCAUACAAGGAGGUGAUCAUGUUUGAGCUGAACAUGGCAGAUCGCGACGAGCAGAAGCUGAACCCAGAUCUUCAGACGAAUUUUCUCUAUAUUUUCGGCGAACCAGACGAACAGUACCACAGUGUGGCUUGCGUCUGGACAAGCAGUUACAGAGUGUUCGAGCUGACGAGAAUUUACGGCUACAAGAUUCUUACACUAAUUCUUGCACUUCCUGUCUCUUUCCUUGCUGGACUCGUUUUCGCACUAUUCUCGUUUCUCAGGAUAUGGAUUGUGCAGCCUCUGCUAGUGUUGGUACGCAUGGUGUUGGGCCAACUGAUAACUAUUUGGCCUUUAUGCCUCAUCUACAUUGUCCGCCCAUUUUUCUAUUCCGUUGGUGCCGUAUUCAGUACUGUUCGGCUGCAUCGUAAUGACGGCACCGCCAUCAGAGAAGUCCACCAGAACACUUCAUUUUUUGUUCUUUGCAUUUGUUUUAACCGAUAUAAAAACUUGCACUAG